Messenger RNA from Magallana angulata, 2381 nucleotides. RefSeq lists its product as uncharacterized. NCBI's taxonomy places the organism in Eukaryota, Metazoa, Mollusca, Bivalvia, Ostreida, Ostreidae. The record is from RefSeq and is a predicted model, not a curated record. The transcript is spliced from 4 exons. The coding region runs from base 1 to 1725 and encodes 574 amino acids.
AUGCAUCUUCAGUACUUUGAUUCUGACAUCUGUUGCUCGGUUAAAGAUGGCAGACGGGAGGUCCGGAGGGCGGGGAGAGAGGAGGGAGCUUUGGGGUCCAUGCAGGUCCUGCUGGGUCUGAUAGACGCCAGUCCCAACCAGGAGAAAUGGGAAAUCUUCUAUAAGGCUCUGAAAAAUAACGAUUUUGAACACGUGAUCACUGCCCUGAAAUAUGAAAAGAUUCCCCAGACUGUACGGAAAGUGUAUUCCGAACUUUUACUACAACCUGAAAACGUCAAGCAAUUGCAUGGCCUCCUGGGCCCUGAUUCGCAAAAGAAAUUGGUAGAAAGAAAUGUGCUAUUUAAUGAAGACAUUGAUAAUAUUUCAUCAGAAAGAGAAAUGACCGGAAGUGACACAGCCGCCGUUUUGGUACUUUUGGACAGACUGUGGAGAAAAAACACGAAGUGGAUUGAGGAGUUGUCGAACAUUUUCAAAUUGAAGGAUGACGUCUUCUCUCAGAAGCUUUUUCUGUAUUGUGCAGGUGCGGAAGAAACACAACCAAAGGAAGUUUCUAACGUUGUCAAGGAAGACAAAGGCGUCAAAAUAAAAUAUGAUAGGAACCAAAGGCAGAAAGCCAAGCCUGAACAAGAAGAGACUGAACCAAAAACACUGCUACAGACUGACACCCAGCCAAUGCACGUGGCAUUAGGAACAUCCGAAAACAAUCAGGAAAAUGAUACAAAAAGUAGUUUCUUCACUUUUUUCAAGGAAGAAAGCACCAGUCUCUCAAACUUACCCACGGAAGUUGGAAUAGAUUUGUCCUCUAUGUUGGAGGACAGCGCGGAGAGGCUUGAACAGAUUUUCGUUAAAGAUUCCAAAACUGGAGAAUUCAAACCAUUUAGGGAGAUCGUACGGAGCCAGUACAGAGCUUACGAAGAGUUUGAUAUAGGAAAUUUUUUUCAAAUAGAUGCCGAUCUUGACGCCACCGACGAGGUGACUACAGGGGAUAUUGAUCAGAUAGCGUUGGAUUUGGACGCUAGUGUGGAGCGAUCCCGGCUCCUGAACGACUCGGCGAUGUACAGGGAGAAAGACUUGGAAGAUACUGAUAUCAUAUUGAUAGUUGGGGGAUACUCUGAAUGUCCAAUGCUUCAAAAAGAAAUACAGAAGGAGUUUCCAAACAAGGCAAUUGUUAAUGCGCGAAAUGGCAGCACUGCCGUGAUGAAGGGAGCAGUGUUGUUUGGACACAGAGCUGAGAUUAUAGCUCGAAAAAGGAUAGAACAGGGGCAUCAGCUCGAUAAUUUUGGCGAGUUCCCUCGUUGUGUAGUUCGGAGGAGUAUGGCCUACUAUGGUGUCGCCGCCGAUCUCCCCUUUGUCGAUGGUGAACACCCUCUGGUUUGUAAAUAUACCAAUGAAGAGGGAAAAACGAUAUGUUCGGGCAUUUUUGAUUGCCUCAUAAAACGAAAUCAAGAGCUUGAAAUAGGGAAGACAAGCAUAGAGAAGACAUUUAGAUCGUUUAAUUCUUCCCUGAUAAGUGUAGAAAUUUAUCGCUCAUACAAAGAAGUGCAGUACUGCCACGAAGAAGGAUGCGAGAAAAUUGGUCACAUUCUUGUCAGGGUUUCUGAUGAUGCACGUGACAAAAGAUUGUUUAAAUUCAAGCUAAAUUUUGGUUUCACGGAACAAAUUGCAACAGCCAUUGAUUUAAAAACACAAAAAUCGUGGAAAGCCAAACUCGAUUGCUUUUUGUAGAACACAAUCUUACGCGUUAUUUUGUAGAAUAAGUCGGUAGCCUUAGUAUUUUAAAUCUAUAUAUCUCAAAUGUAACUUAGUAUGUAAUAUUUAGAAAACGUUACAGAUGGUUGCAAUUGUUUUCAUCUGCAGAUAAACGCAUUUUCAUUUACAGACUUCCUAAAACUAUGUUAUUUUGUACAAAUAUAGCUUUUAUUCCUUUGGUGUUUUUUAAAGAAAAUUAUUAGCUUUUGUCCAAAUCAGUUAUGAAAUAUUUGGCGAAAAAUAUGAAUUACAUAAGUAAGCUAAUCCUGAAUGAGCGAAAAACGAUGGUUUUGCACGAGAGACCAGUUGAUAAAACUGUCUUGUGAAACUGUCAUCAAUUCUAAAGAUAUUUUUUCCCAAUUCACCAAUUCAUCAACAAGACAGCGAAACUCAUUCAUUUUAGCGGUAUGAUACGACGAUCAUGCUAUGAAACCAUGCCGUUGUGAACUGAUGUAUGCAUAAAUAUGAUUAGGAAAGGAGUUUCCCUUUAAGAGAAUCUGAAAGAUUUAACUUGAAUAGGGCACUUGAAUUAGCAGUGACCUAGGCAAUCCUUUGUCCAACUAGGUCUUUGAUUGAAAGAGUAAUUUUGGUUUAAAAAAGAAUAUGGAAAUAAUAGUCUGGAUUAUCUUUAA